Molecule: messenger RNA, 1306 nt
Organism: Equus quagga
Lineage: Eukaryota; Metazoa; Chordata; Mammalia; Perissodactyla; Equidae
Gene: SLC25A1
Product: solute carrier family 25 member 1
Exons: 9
Coding region: 1-1173 (390 amino acids)
Biological process (GO): mitochondrial citrate transmembrane transport
Source: RefSeq, a predicted model, not a curated record
AUGGCCGCGCCGCGCGCUCUGGCGGCCGCCGCGUGGGCUCCGCCGCAGCGCGGACCCCCGGCCCGCCGUCCUUCCGGAUGGGCCCGGGACGCCGAGGCCCCGCCUCACUUCCGGAUCGGGCGGGGGGCGCGGCUGUGGCCCCCAGCGGCGUGCCGGGCUCGGCCCGUGUGUCGCCCCUCCGCGCCUCGCCAGGACCACGGGAGCGGGGCGUGGGGCGCCGGCCGGGCCUCCCCGCGCGCAGAGGCCGGGGCGGGGGAGGGGCCUGGGCAGCGGGCGGGGCGGGGGCGGCCGGCCGCGAGGCGCUCUCAGGGCCGGGUCCCGCUCCCCGCAGGCGGCCUGGCGGGCGGCAUCGAGAUUUGCAUCACCUUCCCCACCGAGUACGUGAAGACGCAGCUGCAGCUGGACGAGCGCUCGCACCCCCCGCGCUACCGGGGCAUCGGGGACUGCGUGCGGCAGACUGUCCGUAGCCACGGCGUCCUGGGCCUGUACCGAGGCCUCAGCUCCCUGCUCUACGGUUCCAUCCCCAAGGCGGCAGUCAGAUUCGGGACGUUCGAGUUCCUCAGCAACCACAUGCGAGACGCCCAGGGACGGCUGGACAGCACACGCGGGCUGCUGUGCGGCUUGGGCGCUGGCGUGGCAGAGGCCGUGGUGGUCGUGUGUCCCAUGGAGACCAUCAAGGUGAAGUUCAUCCACGACCAGACCUCCUCCAACCCCAAGUACAGAGGGUUCUUCCAUGGUGUCAGAGAGAUUGUGCGGGAACAAGGGCUAAAGGGGACAUACCAGGGCCUCACAGCCACCGUCCUGAAGCAGGGAUCCAACCAAGCCAUCCGCUUCUUUGUCAUGACCUCUCUGCGCAACUGGUACCGAGGGGACAACCCCAACAAACCCAUGAAUCCGCUCAUCACUGGGGUGUUCGGAGCUAUCGCAGGCGCAGCGAGUGUAUUUGGGAACACUCCUCUGGAUGUGAUCAAGACCCGGAUGCAGGGCCUGGAGGCACACAAAUACCGGAACACGUGGGACUGCGGCUUGCAGAUCCUAAGGAACGAGGGGCUCAAGGCAUUUUACAAGGGUACUGUCCCACGCCUGGGCCGGGUCUGCCUAGACGUGGCCAUUGUGUUCAUCAUCUACGACGAGGUGGUAAAGCUGCUAAACAAAGUGUGGAAGACGGACUGAGCUCUGAGGGUCUGCAUGGGGGCCGUCCCCAGGUGCCUCCAGACAAGCCCCCACUGUCCUCUUCUCACGAUUCCAGUGCAGUCGUGCCAAAAGGCCCCCUUCCCCUGACCCUCGCACUUCGUGGCCUGGGUCU